CUUCUCAUCUCGCAGUCUCUUACAGGAUUUGUCUUUCCCACCCUCUCCCUGAGAAAUACAGCCCCAUACAUACUCGCCCCUCAUUACGGCGUUUCAACAUGUCGUCCUACGCACCUCCGGUCGAGAAGGCCGACGUGGUCGAGGCCGAAAUGGGCCAUGCCUCUGAUCGAAGUGGAAAGACGUCAGGAACAACCCUGGAGUCUUUUGCCCACCUGGACGAGAAGAAGAUUCUUCGCAAGAUGGACAUUCGCUUGAUCCCUAUGCUUGCGCUCCUAUACCUCCUCUCCUUCCUGGACCGAGGCAACAUCGGCAACGCAAAGAUUGAAGGUCUCCAAGAAGAUCUCAAGAUGGAACCCGACCAGUACAACUGGUGCCUGACCGUUUUCUUCUUCACCUACGCAGCUUUCGAAGUUCCCUCCAACCUGCUUCUUAAGAGGCUCCGCCCUAGUGUCUGGCUUCCUACCAUCAUGGUCGCAUGGGGCACGGUGAUGACUCUGAUGGGUAUCGUACGAAGCUAUCAUGGCCUCCUCGUCGCCCGCAUUUUUCUAGGCGUCACAGAAGCGGGUCUCUUCCCCGGAGUGGCGUACUACCUGACGAUGUGGUACUGCCGUCAUGAAAUCCAAUUCCGCCAGGCAUUGUUCUUCUCAGCGGCUUCGAUUGCCGGCGCUUUCAGCGGCCUCCUCGCUUUCGGAAUCGCCAAGAUGGACGGGGUGGGCGGACUUGAAGGCUGGCGCUGGAUCUUUAUUCUCGAAGGAAUAGUUACCGUCUUGGUCGCCAUUUUGGCUUUCUUCGUCCUAUAUGACUUUCCUGAGACGGCCAGCUUCCUCACCGAUGAUGAGAGGGCAUUUGUUGUCUUUCGCCUCAAGUACCAGGGCCAAGCUCAUGGCCCCGGCCGUGAUCAAAUCCAAGUUGCUGAAGCCGAUGAGUUCAAGUGGGAGUAUGUCUGGAGCGCAUUCAAGGACUGGCAGAUUUGGGUCAACAUCUUCGUCUACUGGGGUAUUGUAUGCCCUCUGUAUGGCAUCAGUCUAUUCCUCCCGACGAUCAUUCGCAGUCUCGGACACACGUCUAGCACAUCCCAGCUCAUGACGGUUCCUAUUUACAUUACGGCUGCCAUCCUCGCCGUUGUCGUUGCGUACAUCUCGGAUCGCGUCGGAAAGCGAAGUCCCUUCAUUAUUUCGUUCCUCUGCGUCAUGAUUGUUGGUUUCACAAUGUGCAUCACGUCCAGCAAUCCCAAGGUGGUCUAUGGUGGCGUCUUUAUCGCAGCUUGUGCCAUCUACCCAGCAUUCCCUGGUGUCAUCACAUGGCUUGCCAACAACUUAGCAGGCAGCUAUAAGCGAGGCACGGGUAUGGCCCUGCAGAUUGGAAUGGGAAACUUGGGUGGUGCUAUGGCAUCAAAUUUUUAUCGACAGGCCGAUGGGCCUCGAUUUAUUCUUGGGCACGGGCUCGAACUCGGAUUUAUCUGCGCUGGUAUCGUUGCCGCGCUCAUCUUAGUCCUUGGGUACACUCAAAUCAACAAGAAGCGAGAAAUCAGGGCCGGCGAGGGUGAGGUCAGCCGAUAUACGGCCCAGGAGCUGUCUGCCAAGGGAGACAAGGCAUUGACUUGGAGGUAUAUGCUGUGAGAUGUGGAACAAUUAUCGUCCUGUGGAACAAUGCCUGGGACAAAGUCUCAACUAUGCAAAUUCAAAUUCCAAACAAUUGAAAUAAAGCCAAGGUUUCACUGAAAGAUCCUCUGAUGCACAUGAUGAAGUUUGAUAUCGCUUGGGCUGCCGGAUGCCACAUGGAUGAACACGGCUGGCGGGAAUGCUUAGUUGACAUCCGAGGCCAUGGGCUCUCCGCCGCGCAUGAGGGCUAUGAUGGAUGUCCUCUCUUCGUUGCAUAGUCGAUGGCCGUUGGUUUGAUGGCCUUGAGCAUGGGGGCAUUGUUUAUGUCGAAG
Ilyonectria robusta is the source of this 1933-nucleotide messenger RNA. RefSeq names its product major facilitator superfamily domain-containing protein. The record is from RefSeq and is a predicted model, not a curated record. Bases 99 to 1619 code for a protein of 506 amino acids. Gene Ontology annotation, molecular function: transmembrane transporter activity. The transcript is spliced from 7 exons. Gene Ontology annotation, cellular component: membrane. Lineage: Eukaryota; Fungi; Ascomycota; Sordariomycetes; Hypocreales; Nectriaceae. Gene Ontology annotation, biological process: transmembrane transport.